Messenger RNA from Penicillium atrosanguineum, 1200 nucleotides. RefSeq lists its product as uncharacterized. Lineage: Eukaryota; Fungi; Ascomycota; Eurotiomycetes; Eurotiales; Aspergillaceae. The transcript has a single exon. The record is from RefSeq and is a predicted model, not a curated record. Gene Ontology annotation, biological process: lipid biosynthetic process. The coding region runs from base 1 to 1200 and encodes 399 amino acids.
AUGACGUUAGAAACAUCUCAAAGGAAACUACCGCGCACCGGCUUAGCUGCCCUGCUCACAAACCUCGAUAUCCCGGGCGAAAUCAAACUCCCAAAUGGCUCCAUCGUCCCCAUCGGCUCCGGUGAUCCCAAAUAUCGCAUCAUAUUCCGCUCUGAAAGCGCCCUCCGCACACCAAUGACAGAGUUGGGCGUUGGACGAGCCUACGUCUCAGGCGAUAUCCAAGUCGAAGGCGACUUUGGCGCUCUCUUUGGUGCACGUCAGAAAUUAGCGGAAAAGGUACCUCUCCGACAGAAACUCCAAUUCUUAUACGACUAUUUCCGCACCGCGACAACCAUGAACUCCAAAGCCGUCAACGACCACUAUGGUCGCGGCGACUACCUGUAUCUCAAAUUCAUCGACAAGAGAUUCAGGUUUUAUUCUCAAGGAAUCUUCAAGAACCCGGAUGAAAGUAUCGAGCAGGCUUCUGAGAAUAAAAUGGCGACUAUAUUCAAAGCCCUGAAUCUCAAACCGGGUAUGAGGGUGCUGGAUCUUGGUGGUGGAUGGGGUGGCGUGACACAGUAUUGUGGUGCGAGAGGUGUGCAUGUUACGACUUUGACUCUGACGGCUGACUCGGCGCGCUUCAUUGAGAGGCUAAUUACCGAUAAUAACCUGCCUGGUCAAGUGUUCCUGCAGGAUUUCCUUGAACAUAAGCCCGACGAGCUGUAUGAUCAUAUCGUCACGCUUGGUGCGAUUGAACAUCUCCCUGAUUACCGUCGAUUCUCUCGUUGUCUCUGGGAUGUAUUGAAGCCUGGUGGUCGAGUGUAUCUUGAUGGUUCAGCGGCUGUCACUAAAUUCGCAGUGAGUUCUUGGACUCGGGAUUAUGUCUGGGGUGGAACGCAUACUUUUAUGACUGUGCAAGAUGUUAUGGCGGAGUUCUUGUAUCAUGGGUUUGAGAUUGUGGAGGUGGCUAGGGAGACCAAAGAUUAUGAGUUGACUAUGCUGGAAUGGGCAAAGAGGUUUGAUGAGGCCAAGGACGAGAUUAUUGCGGGUUGGGGUGAAGAGACGUAUCGUGUCUUUCGCAUUUUCUUAUGGGGGGGUUCUCAUGCUUUCAGGUCCAAUUCUUUGCAGGCGUAUCACAUGGUUGCUGAGAAGACGGCUUCGAUGGGACCCCGGCCGUCAACUUAUAGGAGGGUUAUUCAGUUUUUGGGAAAUCUUCGCUAA